Messenger RNA from Penicillium brasilianum, 1987 nucleotides. The record is from the annotation of a GenBank genome assembly. Lineage: Eukaryota; Fungi; Ascomycota; Eurotiomycetes; Eurotiales; Aspergillaceae.
AAAUACUCGAUUAGGGUAUUGUACUGCAGAAAUCUAUUUAGAACAGUAGAAGUAUGCGAGCCAUAUCUCGCGGCCGCAUAUCACAUGAUAUCGGAGUUGCCGCCCCGUGGCUGGCAACGUGAACCUUUCACCAUCAACACUUCAAGCCAUCUGCUGAAGAGGAGCUGAACAGUGGGGUAUGAGGGCCAGAAAAGAGGGGCACGCGGAGGUUCGGCAGGACUAAAAAAGAAACUGGGAUCGGAAAGAUCGUAACAAUCAAGUUGAAACUGACAGCCCCCAGGCCAAUCGAGGGGAGCGGAGCCCUGGCGUCAUUGCGGCGCGGCGCGUUGCCAUGGCAUCCGCCCGUGUAAACACAGCCUGGACACCGGUCUCACCCACUCACCAGCACCAAGACCCUCACUUCCAUAUCGUCCAUAUCGCUAGUCGAUCCCUCGAUCAUCAUUCGACCGUCUCUUCUUUUUUUCCCUCCCUUCGACGCUUCUUCCUCUUUCAUCUUACACCUCUCAUCCUUUCUUCACCAUCCCCAAUCUCCCAUCCCCCCGACAUAUCCUAUCAACAACGCAUUUCCAUCCAUAUCCUUUCGGCAGAUAGCCGUCUUCAUCACUCGACGACCCGCAUUUCUUAACAAGGGGCCCCAUACCUCCCACACCACCCACGAUGAGCCAAAUGUAUGAUGACCAGUACCAUGCGGCUUCGCGACGCCGCUCUGUGGCGACGCCUCCUCCCAGCAUGACCCCACGACACAGCCGCACUCGCUCUCAAAGCGUGCGAGUGAGCAACGGCACCGCUAGCACACAUACCAGCUUCUCGAGUGCACAAAUGUCGGAAGCCACCAAUAUCACUCAGCCCCCCUCCUACUCUAAAAAAUUUGUGGUCGUUGGAGAUGGUGGGUGCGGCAAGACUUGCUUGUUGAUUAGCUACUCGCAAGGCUACUUUCCAGAGAAAUAUGUCCCGACUGUGUUUGAAAAUUACAUCACCCAGACUACCCACCGGGCAUCCGGGAAGACGGUCGAACUCGCGCUGUGGGAUACCGCCGGUCAGGAAGAAUAUGAUCGUUUGCGCCCAUUGUCCUACCCCGAGACCGACCUUCUAUUUGUCUGCUUUGCCAUCGACUGCCCUGCAUCCCUAGAGAACGUUGUGGAUAAGUGGUAUCCCGAGGUUCUACACUUUUGCCCCACGACCCCAAUCAUCCUGGUUGGCUUGAAAUCGGAUCUGCGCAAUAAGCGAACAUGCAUCGAACUCCUCAAGACACAAGGCCUGACUCCCAUCACACCGGAACAAGGCCGAGGUGUGGCCCAGCGAAUGGGUGCGACCUACGUGGAGUGCAGUAGUAAGGAGAUGCGAGGCGUCGACGAGGUAUUUGCCCAGGCUGUGGAUACCGUGGUUGAAAUUGAGGAAGACGGCUACGUCGCCCAGCCGACGAACAAUCGCAACAGCGGCAAGCCUUCUGCAGGGGGAGGAGUUCGGCCCGGCAAGAAGAUCAAGAAGCGCAGCUGCAAGAUCCUAUAACCGCCCCUCCUCCUCUCUUAACCGUCUUCCUUCUUGACCAUUCUUACCCUUCCCUUCUCCCUCCUGGUCCGAUCAAAUGCCUGGUUGCCUUAUCGGCUUGCUUGCCUGCUCCUGUGGAUGUGCCAUGUCACCGCAAGCUGGACAAAGCUGGACAUGAACUGCAAAAAAUGACUCUUGGUGUCUUGGAUCGCUGUGCGCCCCCCUCGACUGAUCUGUGGCGGUUUUCUUUCGCAAUUCGACAGAUAUCCCGGAAUAACUGUAUCCUUUUUUGAUUUUCUUUCUUCUUUUCCGCCCCCUGUCUUCUCAUGACCACUGUGCUUUUUAUUCUCCCUUUGACUCUCAUGACUCGAGUCUUUGCCGCUUCGGCAUGCAUGGGACUGGUGUUUUUCCUUUAUGUUAUCUGAUAUGCUCCGUUGGCGAUAGCGACCUUCCUAUGUUACUGAAACAAUACAAUGGGAUAUUUGAUGUUCAACAAGAA